Paramuricea clavata is the source of this 394-nucleotide messenger RNA. The record is from the annotation of a GenBank genome assembly. Lineage: Eukaryota; Metazoa; Cnidaria; Anthozoa; Malacalcyonacea; Plexauridae.
AGCAUAUCGCCGAUGGGAAGAAGUCACAGAAAUCGACAGAGUUGUUGCCAAGGGGCUUGUGGUAACUCGGUCAUGCGAACUGUUUGGUUUUGGUAAGGCCUUGAUGACCUUCAUGGGCGAUGUGGAGAGCACAUUGACGAAGGGCAUGUGGGAGGAUAAGACGGUGAAAGCGAAGAAGGAGAUCAUGAUCAUCAGAAACACUCAGUUCGUCGCAGAUAUUGUAGAGAGCGUGGAAGUCCUAGGAGUCGACAAGGGGACUGGGUGUCUCAAGAGUGGAGUACCGGCAGGUGUUGUUACGGAGGGCUUCGAUGACGGCUUGCAGAGUGGGGUUGGCACGGGUGAAUUGUUGCACUUCAGAAACGGUCAUGGCUUUUGGGGUGGUAUGAUCUGCUAA